Messenger RNA from Ilex paraguariensis (yerba mate), 234 nucleotides. Lineage: Eukaryota; Viridiplantae; Streptophyta; Magnoliopsida; Aquifoliales; Aquifoliaceae. The record is from the annotation of a GenBank genome assembly.
AUGAUGGAGAGCAUGGAAGUGAACCCACAAGAAAAAGAAGAGGUUGAAGCCAACACCUGGCCUGGUCUUAAACCCAAGCCUUGGAGCGUAAUUCCGGCGAAGAAAAAACUGGUGAAGACGAUGAUGGUCGAAUACAUAGGCCAAUCUGUAGUAUCCGCAUUCAAAAACAGCAAGAACAAGCAGAAAAUCACUCCUGAGCGGAGCCUGGAAUUUUUUGCUGUGGAGGCAAAUUAA